UUUUCCAUACAAAUUGUGAAAUUUUUUGUUCUAGUUCUGUAAAAAUUGCCAGUGGUAGUUUGAUAGGGAUUGCAUUGAAUCUGUAGAUUGCUUUGGGUAGUAGAGUCAUUUUCACAAUGUUGAUUCUUCCAAUCCAAGAACAUGGUAUAUCUCUCCAUCUAUUUGUAUCAUCUUUAAUUUCUUUCAUCAGUGUCAUAAUUUUCUGCAUACAGGUCUUUUGAGACUAGUCAAUUUCAUGUGUUUUGUUUUGUUUCCUUUUCUGAAUAGGAGUGUUCACUGUAGUUGUCCUGUUCCUAUUCCACCAAUUGUAUAUUUGGUGUUAUAAGGGCAGAUAAUUUGUCCUCUUGGUGCAUAGAUCUCUAGAUCAAAAAAAGCCACAUCUCCUGAUACUGAUACUACUACAUAUACCCCUUGCUGUAGAGACAGCUGUGCUCCACCUAGAUCUCUUGGACUUUGAGCAUGAUGUCAUGACUGGACAGGACUUGGAGAAUGUCUGUGUGGAGGAGGGGGUUGUGUAGUGUAUACUUGGCCUGUGGUAGAGAAAGUGAAAUCAACAUUUGGUAACUAGAAGGGUAGAGUGUAGCAGUUGUUUGUGCUGUUAACCAAAUAUUUCUGGCUCUCUUGUUUAUGGACCCAGGGUAGGAUGGCUCUUCUCCACCACCUUUGAAGUUAGGUGUGGCAAUGUGAGUGAAGAUGACAUAUCAUUUCUAGGCAGAAGUUUUAAAAGUCAUUAUGUGAUGAACUAUGCUCCCUUUGGCCUGCCUUUCAAAUCAUGAAAACAUAAGAGAUGGAACCUUGCUUUGCCUGGAUCCCACAGACCAUCCCAACACUAGGGUAAAUGAAAAAUAGGCAUUUGUUGUUUUAGCCACUGAGAUUUGGGUUGGUUUUUUUGUUUGUUUGUUUGUUUUUUACAAGAGCAUAACAGCCUAUACCAGCUGAUAAAGCGCAUGUUGAAAAGUCUGGGUUAGAACAGUUGGACAAGAAAAAGAAAUAAAAGGUAUCCAAAUUAGAAAAGAAGAAGUAAAAUCAUCUCUGUUCACACAUGAUAUGAUCUUAUGUAGAAAAUCCUAAAGAAUCCAUUUGUAAAAUCUGUUACAACUAAUUAAUGAUUUUAACAAAGUUUCAAGAUACAAAAUCAACAUGGAAAAAUCAGUUGUAUUUCAGUACGCUAACAAUGACCAAUGAAAAAAGAAACUAAGGAAACAAUCCAAUUUGCUAUUGCAUCAAAAAGAAUAAAAUACGGCUUCCCUGGUGGCGCAGUGGUUGAGAGUCCGCCUGCUGAUGCAGGGGACACAAGUUCGUGCCCCGGUCCGGGAAGAUCCCACAUGCCGCGGAGCGGCUGGGCCCGUGAGCCAUGGCCGCUGAGCCUGCGUGUCCAGAGCCUGUGCUCCGCAACGGGAGAGGCGACAACAGUGAGAGGCCAGCGUACUGCAAAAAAAAAAAAUAAAUAAAAUAAAAUAAAAUACCGGGCUUCCCUGGUGGCGCAGUGGUUGAGAGUCUGCCUGCCGAUGAAGGGGACACGGGUUCGUGCCCCGGUCCGGGAAGAUCCCACAUGCCGCGGAGCCUGCGCGUCUGGAGCCUGUGCUCCGCAACGGGAGAGGCCACAACAGUGAGAGGCCCGCGUACUGCAAAAAAAAAAAAAAAAAAAAAAGAAUAAAAUACCUAGGAGUAAACCUAACUAAGGAGGUGAAAGACUUGUACACUGAAAAUUACAAAAUGUUGCUAAAAGUAAUCAGAGAAGAUACAAGAGAAUGGGAAGACAUUCUGUGCUCGUGGAUUGGAAGACUCAAUAGCAAUAAAAUGUCCAUACUACCCAAAGCGAUUUAUGGAUUCAAUACAAUCUCUUAUCAAAAUACCAAUAACAGGGCUUCCCUGGUGGUGCAGUGGUUGAGGGUCCGCCUGCCGACUGGGGGGACGCGGAUUCGUGCCCCUGUCCGGGAGGAUCCCGCAUGCCGCGGGGUGGCUGGGCCUGUGGGCCGUGGCCGCUGGGCCUGCGCGUCCGGAGCCUGUGCUCCACAACGGGAGAGGCCGCGGUGGUGAGAGGCCCGCGUACCGCUAAAAAAAAAAACCCGUGACGUUUGUAGAAAUGGAAAGGAAAAAAUGCCAAAACUGGUAUGAAAUCUCAAGGGAUCCCGAAUAGCCAAAACAAUCUUGGAAAGGAAGAACAAAGUUGGAGGCCUCAUGCUUCCUGAUUUCAAAACAUACUACAAAGCAAAGUAGUAAUCAAAACAGUGUUUUACUGACAUAAAGACAGAUAUAUAGACCAAAUGCAAUGAUAGAGAGCCCAGAAAUAAACCCAUACACAUACAGCCGUUCCUUUAUAUUAGCAGGGGAUUGGUUCCAGGACCCUCACAGACGCCAAAACCCGUGGAUGCUCAAGUCCCUAAUAUAAAAUGGUGAAGUAUUUGCGUAUAACCUAUGCACAUCCUCCCAUAUACUUUAAACCAUCUCUAGAUUACUUAUAAUACCUAAUGCAAUGUAAAUAGUUACCAGUGCACAGCAAAUUCAAAUUUUGCUUUUGGGAAUUUUCUGGAACUUUUUCCCCCAAAUAUUUUCUAUCCCCAGCUGCUUGAAUCCACUGGUGCAAUACCUUCGGAUAUGUUGGGCUGACCGUAUUGCCAGAUGAUUCUCUACAAGGGUACAAGACCACACAUGGGAAAAGGACAGUCUCUUCAACAAAUGGUUCUCAGAAAACUGGAUAUCCACAUUGCAAAAGAAUGAAGUUAGACUCUUACACCAUAUACAAAAAUUAACUCAAAGUGGAUUAAAGACCUACACACAUGACCUAAACUAUAAAACUAGAAGAAAACAAGGGAGAAAACUUUAGGACAUUGGAUUUCACAAUGAUUGAUUGGGUGUGACACCAAAAGCAUUGACAACAAAAGCAAAACUAGACAAAUGGGACUACAUCAAACUUAAAACCUUUUGUGUAUCAAAGAAACAAGAGAGUGGAAGGCAAUCUAUGGAAUUGGAGAAAAUAUUUGGAAAUCAUAUAUCUGAUUAGGGAUUAAUAUCCAGAAUUUAUAAGGAACUUCAACUCAACAACAAAAAACAGUCUGAUUUUAAAAACAGGCAAAAGACUUGAACAGACAGUUCUCUGAAGAAGAUAUACAAAUAGCCAAGAAGCACAUGAAAAAGAUGCUCGACAUCACUAAUCAUGAGAAAGACAAAUCAAAACCACAAUGAGGUAUUACAUCUCUCCCGUUAGGGUAGCCACUAUCAAAAGAACAAAAUGAACAAGGGUUGGUGAGGAUGCGACAAACAUCCUAUUAAUUGGAACACUUGUGCACUAUAGGUAGGAAUGUAAAAUGGUACAGCUGAUAUGGAAAAUAGUAGUUUAUGAGGUGGUUCCUCAAAAAAAUUAUAGAAUUACCAUAUGACCUGGCAAUCUUACUUCUAGUUAUAUAUACAGUAGAAUUCAAAGCAGAGUCUGAAAGAGAUAUGUGCACACCCAUGUUCACUGCAGCAUUAUUCACAAUAACCAAGAGGUGGAAGAAACCCAAAUAUCCACUUAAAAAUGAUAAAGAUGGAAAAUGUAAUGUGAUGUGUGUUUUACUACAAUUAAAAAACAUAUUACAAGAUCCAAGUGAUGCACAGUGAGAAAUGAAAGUUUAAUGAUCAAAGGAAGUCACAGACCCAUUAAGAAUUGCUUCUCUGUUUGCUGUAGUCCUGUGGGACUCAUGGACACAAGCCCUGUUGGCUUUCAGAGCUAGGUGUUUUAGGGACCCAUCCUGAUGUGAGAACCUUAAAAGUUGGGGCACAAGAUGUGGGUCCAAACCUUUCACUCCUCAGGGAGAAGGUGGGAAUUGGGGGUUCCUCUCCAAUUGUAUGGCCCUGUACUGAGGGUGAGAUUCAUGGUGAGAGUGUGUCUCAGCCUUUCGUACCCAUUUUGAGGUAUUUUCUCAUCUACUCAAUGUGUAGAAGUCGCUAAGCUAGUUUCUGGAUUUCUCCCAGAGGAUUUGCUGUGUACGUGGCUAUAUAUUCUGUGUGUCCAUGGGAGGAAGGACGUUCAUGAGCCUUCUAUGUCACCACCUUGGUCCCUCUUCAUAAUAAGGAAAUUUUUUAAUUAUAGAAAAAUGCAAGGAAGUGCUCAAAAAUUGAUGGGGACUUGCCAAAAGAAACAGGAACCAGCUUGAAAAGUCUCAUGUUGGUCAAAUUUGAGACAAUUUAAGGAUCAAAAUUAGUAAUGACAGUAGUGGAUUAUCACAUGAUUAUUUUUAAUUUUUAUUGAUAUAUAUUUGAUGUAUAACAUUGUAUAAAUGUAAGGUGUACAACAUGUUCAUUUUUAAUAAAGAAUCAUGUGUCCAUAAGAUAUUAAGAAUAAACAAAGAAAAUGGGAGAGAUGGGGGAGCUUUUUUGUAUAGGAAUAUUACAACUAAUAAAUGUAGAAGGAAGGAUGGAAAUAUAAAAUCAUUUACAAUCACCAUUGUAAUAACUGAUUUGGGCAAGAAUCAUCGGUGGAUGUCAGAACCAUUGGUAAAAAGCUGUAGGGAACAAGAUACUUUCAGAACCUCAGAGUAUUAUCCCAUAGAUUACUAUACAUACCUUUACGAUAGAGAAAUUUGGCAAACACUGCCUUACCCAAAUGAUCAAACUUGAUGUCACUACUGAUGGGACAAACUGGCAUAAUGUACAUCAUGGUGUGGGGUAUAUAAGGAUACAUUAAUUAUGUAGUAUUUUUGUCCCCCCAGAUUAAAAAAAAAAAGCCUAAAUCUAAUUAUGAGGAAACUGAAAUCCAAAGUUUAGGGACAUUCUGCAAAACAGUCGGUUUGGAGUCUUAAAAAAUGUCAAUGUCAUGAAAAAAAAAAAAAGGCUAGAGAACUGUUUUUAUAUUAAAGGAGACUAGGCAUGAAAACUAAAUGCAAUGUGUGAUCCUUGAUUGUACCCUGAAUUUAAAAAGUAAGAAACUGUAGAGUUCUCAGAACUCCUGGUAUGAACGUCUUCCCUUGGGUGGAUUCUUGGCUUUUCUCCCAGCAUGGCUCCCAAACACCAGUCUUCACUUCCACCCCAAGCAAAGAAACCGAAGAAACCAAGACUGACUCCUGCCUCCAGGCCAGAGGAAACGUCUGCUUCUCCGAACUUGACCAACGAAGAAAAAGAACAGCAAGAAGCAAUUGAACAUAUUGAUGAAGUACAAAAUGAAACAGACAGACUUAACGAACAAGCCAGUGAGGAGAUUUUGAAAGUAGAACAGAAAUAUAACAAAAUCCGCCAACCAUUUUUUCAGAAGAGUUCGGAAUUGAUGGCCAAAAUCCCAAAUUUUGGGGUAACGUUUGUUAACCAUCCACAAGUGUCUGCACUGCUUGGGGAGGAGGAUGAAGAGGUGCUGCAUUAUUUGACAAGUGAAGUGACAGAAUUUGAAGAUAUUAACUCAGGUUACACAAUAGAUUUUUAUUUUGAUGAAAACCCUUACUUCGAAAAUAAAGUUCUCUCCAAAGAAUUUCAUCUGAAUGAGAGUGGUGAUCCAUCUUCAAAGUCCACUCAAAUCAAAUGGAAAUCCGGAAAGGAUUUGACAAAACGUUCAAGUCAAACGCAGAAUAAAGCCAGCAGGAAGAGACAGCAUGAGGAACCAGAAAGCUUCUUCACCUGGUUUACUGAUCAUUCUGAUGCAGGUGCAGAUGAGUUAGGAGAGGUCAUCAGAGAUGAUAUUUGGCCAAAUCCAUUACGGUACUACUUGGUUCCGGACAUGGGUGAUGAGGAAGGGGAAGGAGAAGAAGAUGAUGAUGAUGAUGAAGAGGAAGAAGGAUUGGAAGAUAUUGAUGAAGAAGGGGAUGAGGAUGAAGGUGAAGAAGAUGAAGAUGAUGAUGAGGGGGAGGGAGGAGAGGAAGAUGAAGGAGAAGAUGACGAAUGGAACACUGAUGGAUUCCAACCUUCCUUUUUAAAUUUUCUCCUGUCUCUCGGAGCAAGUUGCAGUCUUUUUCUUUUCUCCUCUUGCGUUCAGGCGCCCUGUUUUUGAGGUCUCUUUUCUCCUUUAUACCAUGGCUCACAACUUAUUUUGGGGGAAAAUACCUUGAGCAGAAUUCAGUGGGAAAAGAAUCUCUACCCCUUUCUGUUCCAAAUUCAUUUUUAUCCUUUCCUGUCUCAACAAAAACUUUAUGGAAUCAACACCACCGUGCUCUGUGGGAAAAAAGAAAAACCUUCUGCUCCCUUAGCUCUGCUGGAAGCUGGAGGGUGCUAGGCCCCUGUGUAGUAGUACACAGAAUUCUAGCUUUUUUCCUCCUUUCUCUGUGUAUUGGGCUCAGAGAUUACAUUGUGUCUCUAUGUGAAUAUGGACAGUUAGCGUUUACCAACAUGUAUCUGUCUACUUUCUCUUGUUUAAAAAAAGAAAAAAAAACUUUAAAAAAAUGGGGUUAUAGAAGGUCAGCAAAGGGUGGGUUUGAGAUGUUUGGGUGGGUUAAGUGGGCAUUUUGACAACAUGGCUUCUCCUUUGGCAUGUUUAAUUGUGAUGUUUAACGGACAUCCUUGCAGUUUAAGAUGACACUUUUAAAAUAAAAUUCUCUCCUAAUGAUGACUUGAGCCCUGCCACUCGAUGGGAGAAUCAGCAGAACCUGUAGGAUCUUAUUUGCAAUUGACAUUCUCUAUUGUAAUUUUGUUCCUGUUUAUUUUUAAAUUUUUCAUUUUGUUUCACUGGAAAGGAAAGAUGACGUUCAGUUUUAAACGUUAAAAGUGUACAAGUUGCUUUGUUACAAUAAAACUAAAUGUGUACACACACACCAAAAAAAAGAAACUGUAAAGGAUAUUAUUGGGACAAUUGAGGAAAUUUAAAUAAUGGGCCGAUUGUAAUUGUAUUUAUGUUAAGUCUCCUUAGAGUGAAUAGUAUAUAGUAGUUGCAUGUAAGGAUAGCUUUGUUCCUAGGAAAUACCUGCUGAAUGUUUAGGUGUGAAGGGUCACAAUAGCUUCAAGUAACUGUUUAAUGGACUGGGGAAAAACAGAUAGAUAGAUAGAUAGAUAGAUAGGCAGAUGGAAGAGGGAGGGAGAGAGAGAAUGUAGCAAAACAUCAACAAGUGAUAUGCCUAAAUGAAGGGUAUAGGGUGUUUAUUUACUUAUUUUUUUUUUGCUGCAUCCUGCAACUUGCAGUUUCCCUGACCAGGGAUUGAACCCGUGCAUGCAUUGGCAGGCGGAUUCUUAACCACUGUGCCACCAGGGAAGUCCCUCGACUACUGUUAAUUGAGUCAAGGGUAGGGCAUCUUACCCACAAACAUCUAAUCUAUAGAUUUGCAGGGGGUUCGUGAGAUGGACUGUCUUAAGGAAAUAGAUCCUCUCUUUGGGGAAUUUAGAUCUCAAGACAUGAAGAGUUGAACAGCUAUAGCAAGAUUAGAAAUCAUACAUAAAGCAAAGCAGGGAUGCACCUGAAACAAGAGUACCAAGGUGGCAGGGUCCUGGGAUAAGAAUUGAUCAAAAACUUACUAAUGCUGAGGGAGUGACAGCUAGGUCUACACUGGGUCCUAAGGGCCACCCAGUUCCUGAGCUACGUUCCACUCUCUGUGAGACCUACAUAUUCAGCCCUUCUUGUAGUGACAAGUAGGGUUCCUGAACUUCCAUGGGGCCCAACUGUGUGUCUGAGGUUCCUGUUUCUCUAUGUAUCCUUAAAAUGUACCUCCAGGUUUCAGUUAGGGUGGUUCCAGUUCAAGUAGCGGGAAUCCUAACUCAGUCUACCUUAAACAGUAAGGAAAUACAUCUCAGAUACCAGGAGUUUCAAAGGUAGUGAGCUCUAUAAACAGCACUAUCAGGGCUGAAGCUCCGUAUCUCUCAGUUCUGACCUUCCCCCUCUGUUGGCUUUGUCAUCAAAGCCCCCAGUUGGCUGUAAACAGCAGUUGGAAUAUGUUCCUUGUUCAUAUCUGUUAGAAAUAGGGUCUCUUCCCCAAACCAUGUAAUAAAAAUCCUGCUCGUCAGCAUGAUUGUGCCAACUUUGGACAGAUGCCAAUCUUUGAAUGGCCUAAGAAACGCCACAUGCAGGGAAUUCCCUGGCGGUCCAGUGGUUAGGACUCUGCACUCUCAUUGCUGAGGGCCCGGGGUUCAAUCCCUGGUCGGGGAACUAAAAUCCCACAAGCUGCGCAGCAGGGCCAAAAAACCAAGCCAAAACAAAACAAAAUAAAAAAGAAAUGCCACAGGCUGAUUAGGUUAAGCCAGAAUCUCUGAACCAAUAAAAGGCAAGGGGAUGAUAUUGGCAUGACUGACUUUAACUGUAGCGACCUACUCUUGGAGCUGAAGAUAGUCAGCUUUUUCUCAGUGACAUGGGAUAUGUAAGGGGAGAUGUGGACUCCUGAACAAAACUGGGAUUUUUUUGUAAUUUAUUUAUUUAUUUAUUUAUUUAUUUUGGCUGUGUUGGGUCUUCGUUUCUGUGCGAGGGCCUCCUCCAGUUGCGGCGAGCAGGGGCCACUCCCCAUCGCGGUGCGCGGGCCUCUCACUGUCGCAGCCUCUCCUGUUGCGGAGCACG
Physeter macrocephalus (sperm whale) is the source of this 8437-nucleotide messenger RNA. RefSeq names its product protein SET-like. Lineage: Eukaryota; Metazoa; Chordata; Mammalia; Artiodactyla; Physeteridae. Gene Ontology annotation, biological process: nucleosome assembly. The record is from RefSeq and is a predicted model, not a curated record. Gene Ontology annotation, cellular component: chromatin; nucleus. Gene Ontology annotation, molecular function: histone binding; chromatin binding.